Camellia sinensis is the source of this 5905-nucleotide messenger RNA. Its product is annotated as histone acetyltransferase HAC1. The record is from RefSeq and is a predicted model, not a curated record. Gene Ontology annotation, molecular function: transcription coactivator activity; zinc ion binding; chromatin DNA binding. Gene Ontology annotation, biological process: positive regulation of transcription by RNA polymerase II. NCBI's taxonomy places the organism in Eukaryota, Viridiplantae, Streptophyta, Magnoliopsida, Ericales, Theaceae. Gene Ontology annotation, cellular component: transcription regulator complex; histone acetyltransferase complex.
GGGCAAUAAUAAAGUACGUCUUGUUUCCAAACAGCCCAUAAUAUAACUCAAACCCUUAAUUUUCCCUUUGUGCGAUUUCAGCAUCUUCAUCGUCUUCGUUGAUUAGCAGAACCAAAGAAGUCGAAAACGCUACAUCAAACCAUCUUCGCAUAAGAAAAUUAGCACAUAACCAUUCCGUAUACCGACGAUUCACUCUUAUCUUCGCAAAGGCAUGGCUGAUUUCGGUGGAUCUGUGCAGAAUCUGUGAAUCAAAAGGCAUGUGGAAAAAAAUACAUAGUUCAUGAAUAUGUACGAGUUCUUUAUACAUGAUGGCUCGAGUAGAUGAAGAUGCAUCAUUGCAGAUGAAUGUGCAGGCACAUAUGUCUGGACAAAUCUCAGGGCAGGUACCACCUAAUCAAGCUGGCACUCAGGUGCUUGGACUACAUCAGCAGAAUGGAAGUUCUCUUUCUACACAGUUACAAAAUUUAAGUGGUCGUCGUAAUACACUGAUUAUGGAACCUGAGUUAGUGAAAGCACGCAGAUUUAUGCAAGAGAAGAUCUAUGAAUAUCUUAUGCAACGGCAGCAACAAGCUCAUGAUAUACAACCAAAGCGGGUUCAAGAUAUUGUAAGACGCCUGGAUGAAGGUCUAUUCAGAAAUGCUGCCUCAAAGGAGGAGUAUCUGAGCCUGGAGACUCUGGAGAAUCGUUUGCAUGUUUUGAUCAAGCGUUUACCAACGAGUAAUCAUAACCAACAGUAUCCGCAGCUUGCUAAUUCUUCCUCUCCUAUUGCUACAAUGAUACCAACUCCGGGUAUGACUCACAUUGGGAAUUCAAGCAUGAUGGUUACAUCAUCUGUGGAUGCUUCCAUGAUUGCUGCCAGUGGUGGUAAUAACAUAGCACCUGCAACUGGCAAUACUGGAAGCUUAUUGCCAACUGCCAAUGGGCCUGCUGUUGGGAUGCACGGAGGUCCUUUCAAUUCCUCUGAUGGGUCUAUGUCUAAUGGAUAUCAACAGUCGCCUUCCAAUUUUUCCAUAAGUUCCAGUGGAAACAACAUGCUGUCCUCAAUUGGUGUACAAAGAAUGACAAGCCAAAUGAUCCCUACUCCUGGAUUUAAUGGCAAAAAUAAUCAGUCUUUCAUGAAUUUGGAAUCUUCUAAUAAUGCUGGUGCUUUUUCAACUGUUGAAACUACUAUGGUAUCACAGCCUCUGCUACAAAAGCAGCAUGUUGGUGGUCAAAACAGUCGGAUAUUGCACAACCUUGGUAGCCAUAUAGGUGGUGGAAUUAGGUCUGGUUUGCAACAGAAAUCUUUUGGAUAUUCAAAUGGGGCAUUAAAUGGUGGUUUGGGUAUGAUGCGGAGCAACUUACAGACGAUCAAUGGUCCUGGAACUUCUGAGGGCAGUUUGACAGCCGCAUCAUAUGGCAGUUCACCCAAACCUUUGCAACAGCAGUAUGAUCAACAUCAGCAGCCAAUGAUGCAGGGUGAUGGAUAUGGGAUGAUCACUCCUGAUUCUUCUGGGUCUGGAAACUUCUAUGGUCCUGUAACCUCUGCUGGUUCAGCAAUGAAUAAUCAGAAUUUCAAUCCAGCAAGCUUGCAGUCUCGAUCAAGAACCAACUCUUCGUUGAUGACUAAUCAGUCAAAUCUGCACACUACCCAACAGGGUGCACAUAUAAAAUCUGAAUCUAUUGAUCCAUCAGAAAAGAUGAACUUCCAAGCAUCGAGCUCAUUGCAAGAAAAUCUCUUACAAUCUCAUCAUCAGCAACAAUUUCAGCAGCAGCCCCAUCAGUUACAACCCCAAUUUGCUCAACAUCAAUGCCAACAAAAGCAGCAAAUUCAGCAGAACCAGAUAUUGUUAAAGAAUGAUUCUUUUGGUCAUUCUCAGCUGACUUCUGAUCUAGGAAGUCAGCUAAAGCCUGAGCAAAUCGAGUGCCACGAUGAAGUUAUGCACUCACAAGUUUUAGAACAGUUACAAUUUUCUGAGUUGCAGAACCAAUGGCAGCAAAGUUCUGCUGAAGAUCAUUCCAGAGGCACACAGUUUCUUUCUCCUCCAUCUGUCUCGCAGAAUAUAUGCUCAUCACUGACUCAAACUUCACAACAGAUGCAACAAUUGUUGCAUCCUCACAUGCUGGUUGUUGACUCUCAAAAUGAUUUUAGCUGUCUUUCUGUUGGAGCACAGUCAGAGAGACUACUGCGAAGCCAAUGGCAUCCGAAGUCACAGGACAGGUCUCAAAUAGCAGGGAACUUCUCGCAUGAGAAGAAUAUUCAAGAAGAAUUCCGUCAGAGAAUAACUGGGCAAGAUGAAGCGCAACGCAAUAAUUUAUCAUCAGAAGGAUCUAUUUGUCAAAUUGUUGUUACUAGAACAGUAGAGCCCCCAAACUCAGGUGGCGCUACCUGUAGAUCUGGUAGUGCCAACCGUGAACGGCAGUUCAGGAAUCAACAAAGGUGGCUAUUGUUUUUGAGGCAUGCUCGUCGUUGUAUGGCCCCAGAAGGGAAAUGCCAGGAAGUUAACUGCAUAACUGCUCAAAAACUUUGGAUGCAUAUGGACCACUGCAAUGUAUCUCAAUGUCCAUACCCUCGUUGCCACCACACGAAGAUACUACUUAAUCAUCACAAGCGUUGCAGGGACCCAGGUUGCCCUGUUUGCAUUCCAGUCAAGAAUUAUCUGCAGACACAACUGAAGGCACAUGCUCAUUCAGAUUCUAAUUCUGGCUUGCCAUGUUUGGUCAAUGGAUCCUGUAAAUCACGUGAUAGUGGAGACAUGGCAGCUCGAUUCACUUCAAAGACAAGUCCACUAGUUGUUGAAACUACAGAAGAUUUACAAACUUCGCUGAAACGCAUGAAGACUGAGCCAUCUUCUCAGUCUCUUGUUCCUGAGAGUGAAAGUUCUGCUGUUUCAGUUCCUACCAGCAGUGAACCUCACAUACUUCAUGAUGCACAAUGUGAGGAAUACCAACAUGAUGACAUUUAUAUGCCAUUGAAAGCUGAGGUUAUGGAAGUGAUGGAAAUUCCUGUAAACCCUGGGCAAGGAAGUCCUAAUAUUAGUGAUCUGAAGAAGGAUAAUAUGGAUGAUUCCUACUGCCAAAAAUCUGUAGGUGAAACUGUUAUGUUGAACAAUCCUGCUGGUUCUGAUCAGCAACAGUGCAUUAAAAGUGAGAAAGGGAUGGACCAAGCUAAACAGGAAAAUGUAGCACUGCCUGCUGAAAAUGCAACUGGAUCCAAGUCUGGGAAGCCAAAAAUAAAUGGAGUAUCACUGACUGAGCUAUUCACUCCUGACGAAGUGAGGCAGCAUAUUAUAGGUCUCAGGCAGUGGGUUGGCCAGAGUAAAGCAAAGGUAGAAAAAAAUCAAGCAAUGGAACAUUCAAUGAGUGAGAACUCAUGUCAGUUAUGUGCAGUUGAGAAGCUCACUUUUGAGCCACCACCUAUAUAUUGUACGCCGUGUGGUGCUCGUAUUAAAAGAAAUGCAAUGUACUACACCAUAGGAGCUGGUGAUACGCGGCACUACUUUUGCAUUCCGUGCUAUAAUGAGGCCCGUGGAGACAAUAUCCUUGUAGAUGGAACUGUUAUUCCGAAGGCAAGGCUGGAGAAGAAGAAAAACGACGAGGAGACUGAAGAAUGGUGGGUUCAAUGUGACAAGUGUGAGGCUUGGCAACAUCAAAUCUGUGCAUUGUUUAAUGGUCGAAGGAAUGAUGGUGGGCAAGCUGAAUACACGUGUCCGAAUUGCUAUAUAGACGAAGUUGAAAGAGGAGAGCGUAUGCCCUUACCGCAGAGUGCUGUUCUAGGGGCAAAAGAUUUGCCUAGAACAAUUCUCAGUGACCACAUAGAGCAGCGAUUAUUUAGGCGGUUGAGGCAGGAAAGACAAGAGAGGGCAAGGGUUCAGGGGAAGAGUUAUGAUGAGGUUCUAGGAGCAGAAUCACUUGUAGUUAGAGUUGUGUCAUCAGUUGACAAAAGGUUGGAUGUUAAGCAGCGAUUCCUCGAGAUUUUUCAAGAAGAGAAUUAUACAAUAGAAUACCCAUAUAAAUCCAAGGUAGUAUUGUUAUUUCAGAAUAUUGAAGGUGUGGAAGUAUGCCUGUUUGGCAUGUAUGUUCAAGAAUUUGGAUCUGAGUGUCACCAGCCCAAUCACCGCCGCAUUUAUCUCUCAUAUCUGGAUUCCGUUAAGUAUUUCAGGCCUGAGAUUAGAGCAGUCACAGGAGAGGCACUCCGCACAUUUGUUUACCAUGAAAUUCUGAUUGGAUAUCUGGAAUAUUGCAAGAAACGUGGUUUCACAAGUUGCUAUAUAUGGGCUUGCCCUCCAUUGAAGGGUGAAGACUAUAUUUUAUAUUGCCAUCCAGAAAUUCAAAAAACACCAAAAUCUGAUAAACUCAGAGAAUGGUACUUGUCAAUGUUAAGAAAGGCUGCAAAAGAAGGCAUUGUGGUUGAGCUCACUAAUUUAUAUGAUCAUUUCUUUGUAUCCACUGGGGAAUGCAAGGCCAAGGUAACUGCAGCUCGGUUGCCUUAUUUUGAUGGGGACUACUGGCCUGGUGCUGCAGAGGAUAUGAUCUAUCAGCUUCGUCAAGAAGAAGAUGGCAGAAAACAACAUAAGAAAGGGACAACCAAAAAGACCAUAACCAAAAGGGCUCUAAAAGCAUCUGGUCAAUCUGAUCUUUCUGGAAAUGCAUCGAAGGAUUUGCUACUGAUGCACAAACUUGGUGAAACGAUUUGCCCAAUGAAGGAAGAUUUUAUUAUGGUUCACUUGCAGCAUGCAUGCACGCAUUGCUGUAUUCUAAUGGUAUCUGGAAACCGUUGGGUUUGCAACCAGUGCAAAAAUUUUCAACUUUGUGACAAGUGUUAUGAAACUGAACAAAAACUUGAAGAGAGAGAGAGACAUCCCAUCAAUCAUAGGGAUAGACACAUGCUUUAUCAGGUUGAAAUCAAUGAUGUACCUCAAGAUACGAAGGAUAAAGAUGAGAUUCUUGAGAGCGAAUUCUUUGAUACAAGACAGGCAUUUUUGAGUCUUUGUCAAGGAAAUCAUUAUCAAUAUGAUACACUCCGCCGGGCUAAACAUUCUUCUAUGAUGGUACUUUACCAUCUUCACAAUCCCACUGCUCCUGCAUUUGUGACAACUUGCUACAUAUGUCAUCUUGAUAUUGAAACUGGUCAAGGUUGGCGCUGUGAGAUUUGCCCCGAUUACGAUGUAUGCAAUUCUUGUUAUGAAAAGGAUGAAGGAAUUGAUCAUCCUCAUAAGUUGACAAACCAUCCAUCGAUGGCCGAUUGUGAUGCACAGAACAAAGAAGCUAGGCAACUACGAGUUUCAGAGCUUAGAAAAAUGCUUGACCUUCUGGUGCACGCAUCUCAGUGCCGUUCUCCACAUUGUCAAUAUCCAAAUUGUCGCAAGGUGAAGGGUCUUUUCCGCCAUGGUAUACAAUGCAAAACACGUGCUUCUGGAGGUUGUGUUCUCUGUAGGAAAAUGUGGUAUCUGCUUCAACUUCAUGCUCGAGCUUGCAAGGAAUCUGAAUGCCAUGUACCACGUUGCAGAGAUUUGAAAGAACAUUUGAGGAGGCUGCAACAGCAAUCUGAUUCCCGACGAAGGGCAGCAGUAAUGGAGAUGAUGAGGCAACGGGCUGCUGAGGUUGCUGGCAAUGCUGGAUGAUGAACCGCCGUGCGUUGUACAUACAUAUAUAUAUAUAUAUAUAUAUCUAUAAGUUGUACAUGUUUUGCAGAGGACCUUCCAGUUAAUUGUUUUGAGCAGGGCAGCAAGAUAGCUGAAGGGGAGAUUUUAGAAUUUUAGAGGGAGAUUGCAAAAAGAAAUUGCUGCACAGAUUGGUUGGUAAUCACCAGAUAGUGAUACUGAUAGUGAUAGUGAUAGUGAGUAAUUCUUUCAUUGGUAUCGUUUCGUGUAUGGCUGGCUGGCUGGUUGGCUGGUCAUGGGCUCUCUCUCUCUCUCUCUCUCUC